GGGAGAGCUGGUCUAAGGUCCAGGGCACGGAGGGACCGCGGGAUGGGAGGGGAGGGACACGGAGGGACCAGGGGACGAGAAGAUACUGGAGGUGUGAGCGUCCGGCGGGACGAUUGGGGCCAGGACGCGGGACAAACAUGGAUCAGGUAAUGCAGUUUGUCGAGCCAAGUCGGCAGUUUGUAAAGGACUCGAUUCGGCUGGUUAAAAGAUGCACCAAACCUGAUAGAAAAGAAUUCCAGAAGAUCGCCAUGGCCACAGCGAUUGGAUUCGCUAUCAUGGGGUUCAUCGGCUUCUUUGUGAAACUGAUCCACAUCCCUAUUAAUAACAUUAUUGUGGGUGGCUGAGUCUUUGCUCAUCGUGGGACUGGUGAACCAAUGAGGGGGUGACAAGCUCAUGAAGUAAAAGUUGCCUGGAUGCUUUGUGGUUUUUGUUUCUUUCCUCCUAACUAUGACUUUUCUAUUUCUAAAUUAAAAUAAUUUCAAAAUAAA
Rattus norvegicus (Norway rat) is the source of this 488-nucleotide messenger RNA. Lineage: Eukaryota; Metazoa; Chordata; Mammalia; Rodentia; Muridae. The record is from RefSeq and is a predicted model, not a curated record.